AUGGCAUCAAAAAGAAAACACGAGAUGAUUGAUGUAGAAAUACCCAAACUACCUACACAUGAUUCAAAACGCACAAAAUUGUUUGUUAUUGGUAGCAAUGAUUGUGGCGAACUCGGCUUAGGGGAAAGUUUUGAAGAAGUAAAAUAUCCUAGAUAUGUUGAAAGUUUGGUAGAUUUUCCUAUUGUGAAAAUUAGUUGUGGAAGUUUACACGUAGCAGCUCUAACUCGAUAUGGAAAGGUUGUUACUUGGGGUUGCAAUGAUGAAGUUACUAAAAGUGAAGAAAAUCCAAAUGAAACUGAUGAAAAUGUACCAGCAUAUGCUCAAGGUCUUGAUAAUAUAAUUAUAGUUAAGGUCGCUUGUGGUUCAAAUAUAACGUUGGCUUUAUCUGAUAAAGGCCAAUUAUAUGCUACCGGGACAUUUAGAGAUAAUAAUGGGAAAACUGGGUUUACUUCAGCAAUUAAUAAGCGAUCAAUGUUCGUAAAAUACAGCUCUACUUCUCACUUAAAAAUCGCUGAUAUCGCCGUCGGAGAGAAUCACGUAUUAGUUUUAACGACUAGUGGUUAUGUAUACACUUUUGGGUGCAUGGAUUCUUAUCAGCUUGGAAGAAGAAUAUCGGUUCGUAAGCCUAACGGUUUAAUGUUAAUUCCUGAAAAAAUAUCAAUCAACCGAAUUAGAAAGAUUUUUGUCGGAGGAAAUCAAAGUUUUGCAAUCGAUGAAGAUGGAAUGAUAUAUACAUGGGGUCAAAAUGCGGAAGGCCAGUGUGGUAGUGAAUUGCCAAAUCCUAUUAUAACUCCAAUGAAGUUAGAAUUCUUCGAAAACUUAUUCAAAGUAAAACAAAUUUCUACAGGACUUCACCAUACGUUGGUCCUUCUAGAAAAUG
Messenger RNA from Cetraspora pellucida, 880 nucleotides. The record is from the annotation of a GenBank genome assembly. Lineage: Eukaryota; Fungi; Glomeromycota; Glomeromycetes; Diversisporales; Gigasporaceae.